ACAUAUAUUGGCUCAACAAACCGUAUAAUUAUGAAGCGCGUCACUGUUCUUGCCUUUGCGGCUCUUCUCUUGGAUACGGCAUCGACCGGAGGCUUCAGUGGUUACGGGGGCGGUUUCGGGGGUGGACAUGGUGGUGCUGUGAUUUCGCAUGCGAAAGUGGCGAAGGUAUCGUACGUGAAGACCCCCAUCGUCUCUACACACUACGUGAAGAAGCCCGUCAUUUCCUAUGUCUCGAAACCCGUUAAGUCGAUCUCGUACGUAUCAAAGCCCGUAGUUUCGGUCUCUAGCGUUCCUGUCAUCUCGCACGGAUACGGUGGAGGCUUCGGAGGUGGCUUUGGAGGGGGAUAUGGAGGGGGACACGGGUGGUGGUAGAUAAAAUUAAAUUACGAAGAAGUGAAAAGACAUAAUUUCGGUACGAUUCAAAUCAAUACUAUGUACAAUUGUAUACAAAUAUACCUAUAAUAAACUGCUGCUGUUAUGUUACUGAAUUA
Molecule: messenger RNA, 491 nt
Organism: Varroa destructor (honeybee mite)
Lineage: Eukaryota; Metazoa; Arthropoda; Arachnida; Mesostigmata; Varroidae
Source: RefSeq, a predicted model, not a curated record